This is a messenger RNA of Protopterus annectens (West African lungfish), 4395 nucleotides long. RefSeq names its product inter-alpha-trypsin inhibitor heavy chain family member 6 (gene ITIH6). Gene Ontology annotation, biological process: hyaluronan metabolic process. NCBI's taxonomy places the organism in Eukaryota, Metazoa, Chordata, Ceratodontiformes, Protopteridae. The record is from RefSeq and is a predicted model, not a curated record. Gene Ontology annotation, molecular function: serine-type endopeptidase inhibitor activity. The transcript has 16 exons. Bases 77 to 3466 code for a protein of 1129 amino acids.
AGCCCGCACUGUUUCUUGAAUUCACUCUUCUAGUCAGGAGCAUUUUGUGUAUUGGGGAGUGAAGUCCAGAUCCAGCAUGGAGCAUCCCUGCUUCUCUUUUACCAGUAUCAUUUUGGUCAUCCUUGUCUCUUUACUGAGUCUAGGCUAUACAGAGCCUAAUGGGGAUCAUCAGUUUCUGCGAGCACCAAAGGAACAUGGACUGAGGUACCGUCGUCAGGCAACAGGUUCGCCGACUAAGCUGAAGAUCAGCAGCCUUUUCAUCCGUUGCAAUGUAGUAUCCAGAUAUGCUUUUACCACCGUUCACUCUGUGAUGGAAAACCCGCACGCCAAAGCCCAAGAAGCAGUUUUUGAAUUCACUCUUCCAAGCUCUGCAUUCAUCUCUAACUUUACACUUACAUUCAAAGACAAGGAAUAUGUGGCUCAAGUCAAAGAAAAAAUCGAGGCAAAGAAAAUAUACGAUGAGGCAAGGAAGAAGGGGUAUACAGCUGCUCAUGUUGCUACAAAGGAACGGGAAGCUGAGAUAUUUAAAGUGUCUGUGAAUGUAAAACCUGGUGAGCAGAUUGGAUUCACUCUUACUUAUGAAGAGCUCCUUCAGAGACGUUUCGGAAAGUAUGAGAUUGCACUAAGUGUCAGACCACAGCAGGUGGUCCAGAACUUGAGUGUGGAGGUGUCCAUUUCAGAAAGAACAGGCAUUGAGUAUAUCCAAGUUUUGCCUCUUCGCACUAGCCGGCUACUGACUAAUAACCUCAAAGGUGACACAGGAAAGCCCUCAUCUACUACAAUUGAAAAAAGUGCUAACUGUGCAUACAUCAAGUUUAACCCAACCCCUAAAGAGCAGACCGAUUAUUCAAGGUCAGGAAUCAUGGGAGAUUUUGUUGUCCAGUAUGAUGUGAAUUUACAGGACCUAAUUGGAGAUGUACAAAUCUACAGUGGAUAUUUUGUUCACUAUUUUGCACCUCGAGGCCUUCCUGUGGUUCCUAAAAAUGUGAUUUUUGUAAUUGAUGUCAGUGGUUCUAUGUACGGAACAAAAAUAACUCAGACAAGAAAGGCGAUGCAUGUUAUUCUAAAUGACCUACGUGACACCGAUUACUUCAACAUCAUCACAUUUUCAAAUGAAAUUCAUAUGUGGAAGCCCGACCAUUCAAUACCUGCCACUCAGCAGAAUGUUAAUAAUGCCAAAGAUUUUGUGAGCACCAUCAAAGCAGAAGGAUGGACUGACAUCAAUGCAGCUUUGUUAGCAGCUGCCUCCAUAUUUCACAAAGGAGUAUCUGAUCACAAGAGCAAAAAUAUAGUGCAGAAAGUGCCGUUAAUCAUCUUCCUGACAGAUGGAGAAGCAACAGCUGGUGUGACUUCAACCAACACUAUCCUUGCUAAUGCCAGGCAGGCACUAAAUGGUACCAUCUCUCUUUUUGGCCUGGCCUUUGGUAGUGAUGCAGAUUUUGGGUUACUGCAGCGUCUUUCCUUGGAAAACAGAGGAAUUGCGAGGAGAAUCUAUGAAGAUUCAGAUGCCACAUUGCAGAUGAAAGGGUUUUACGAUGAGGUUGCAAGCCCCCUGCUUUAUGACAUACAGCUGAAUUACAUGGAUAACCACGUGGAGCACGUGACUCAGACAUUAUUUUCAAAUUAUUUUGAUGGCUCUGAGCUGGUGGUGGCUGGCAAAGUGAAGCAAGGUGUUCAAAAUAUCCAUGUGGAAGUUACAGGCAUUGAUUCAACUAAGCUUAUAAGUGUGGAAAAUGAUAUUGAUAUUAAUGCUACUGAAGCCACUUUUGGCUGUCCUGGUGAUACAAGCAGAAUCCAAGGCUUUGUACAGCGGCUUUGGGCAUACUUCACUAUAAAAGAGCUCCUUACUGCCAGACUUAAGGCCACUGAUACAGCAGCACGUCGUCUGCUCACUGACAAGGCCACUAACCUUUCACUUAAGUACAAUUUUGUAACUCCCGUUACUUCUCUUGUGAUUGUGAAACCAGAGGAGGAGGAAUCUGAAAAAGGACAUUAUAAUACAACAUCCUCUACCACAGUGACUUCAACCACAUCUACAACUAUACACUCACACUCCACAAAAACAGCAAUCACUACAACAAGAAGUACAACCAUGCCUAUUAAGAAGAAGGUACCUCCAACUUUCACCACAGCAAAACUUCGACUUACAGCCAUAACCCAAGCCAAAGCUGAGACAACCAAACCUGUGGCAAUGACAACAUCUACAUUCUCACCAUUGAUGUCCUCAGCUACUACUGCUUCCAAGAUUUCUGUACAAUCGGAUGUGGCUGAGAACACAACAUCUGUUUUAUCUAUUGAGUCUGAUGGCAGAACUGCUGUAACCCAGAGUGAUCAUACAGCUUGGUAUCCACAUACAAGUAGUUCCAGGGCAACUGUAUGGGAAACAAAUGCCAACAUAAGUACUCCAAACACAGAAGCAAUAUCACUUCUUACAACGAUGCAUGUUACAGUUCCACCAACUACAAUCACAACCACUACCUUUCAUGCUACACAUGUGCCACUAUUUGCAGAUAUAGCACUGAUUGAAGAUGACUUGGCAGAAGCACUAGGAGAACUGGAAUCAGAGAGUUUUGAUAUGGAUAUCCAGUUUCUACAAGGAGCCAGUAGAUUGAAAGCUGCUCCCAGUCCCAUCUACAUGAGUCGUUUUAUUUCUUCAGGUAAGGAUUUGGAAACCAGGUGCUGUAAAUAUCAACUACUUAUCUUUCUGUCAUUCUAUGUUUUUACAGUUGAUGGAGACCCUCACUUUGUGGUGAGGCUGCCAGAGUCGCAGGAAAGGCUGUGCUUUACAAUUGAUGGAAGGCCUGAUGAUAUCAUAAGGUUAUUCUCUGAUCCACAGUCUGGAGUGACAGUAAAUGGACACUUGCUUUGGGCUCCUUCAAAGAUUGGCCAUGAGGACAAGAUCCGUACCUAUCUUGAUAUCAUUACUGUCAUUAUCGAUAGGCCACGGAUGAAUUAUAUCAUCAACAUCACACAGAAAGCACUCACACUGAAAGGGGAGGCUCAGAUCACCAUUCCCUGCCAAGGUUCCCAGACCAUAACAAAACCAGGUCUAGAAAUAGCAAUAUCUCAUUCUACAAAAAUCACCAUUAGGAUUGCUGGUGGACUAGAGUUUUUGGUGAUUAUACACCACUACCUUCAUCCCACAUAUCUGCAACUUGACCAUUUAGGAUUCUAUGUAGCCAGCUGGCCAGUGAUCUCUCCACGAGCUCAUGGGUUGAUAGGUCAGUUUCUGAAUGCUGAUAUUCGCCUUACCCGCAUGACACAGCAGCACCAUUUGAAGGCAACAGCGGAGCUCAAGUCAAAGAACAACAUGAUUCCUGUGGUCUUGGCAAUGAAGACAAUGAUGACGGACUCCUUUUUGUAUCCCCAUGAGUCUUGGUGCUGGGAGGUGAAGAAGGAAGAUGUGGACAAUAUCAUUGAUGGGACAUAUGAGGAUUACAUCAUGUCACACUUGCUGCAAGUUUAAAGAAGAAAUGCUAAACUCUUUUGGACCCAUUGUGACUCACUUUGAAUCUGCAAGGAGAAGUAGCCAUCAGUAAAAUCUCUAGUUUGCUGAAGGAAUCAGCACAAAAGGCCACAUUUGCCAGAUUACUAACAAAUCACUGCUCCCUGAUAAAACGUACAUUUAACCAUUCUGUUUAUUUCCUUUGUGACUUUCUUCAAAUGAACUGCCUCAGGUAGAAGCUGACAUGGUGGGGAAAAACUAUGAAGAAAAUGGCAUAUAUUCUCCAGUAGGCAUGGAUACGGAAUGAAACUGCCCCCACUGAUAAGCAGUAUUUGGGCAGCUUUUCCAGUGCCCUUUUCUUGUGCUGCCUAUAAACCUGUGAGCCUAUUCAAGCUUUUGUUAACAGCAGUUGUAAAGUUAAUAACAAGGUUUUCCGAAGUGCUUGUGGGUAGCAUAUGACAUUGCUAUUGUAGAUGGUUGGAUCCUCUUUAGUAUCACUUCAUCCUACUUUAUUUCAGUCAUUCCAGCUUCUCACUGUCAUUACAAUGCAGUACAUCUUUUAUUUAGGCAGUCUAGUAUGACAUUGCUGUCUGGAUGAAUGAGCUUGGAUUAUAGCCAUGCUGGGGUACUGUUUCUGGUAUUUCAGUAAUGAUGAGAGGGUGGUGGAGUUGUGUUUCAUGCUGCUAAUAAGUUUGAAGCAUUACGCAUUCAAAUUAGAUUACUCUGCUAAGUCAUAAUUUUAAACUACAUUAUUUAAUACUGUAGCUGUGGUCCUCCUAAACAUGCUGUACCUUGUAUAGCAGUAAUAAGUAAAUAAGAUGGCAGCUGUUCUGUAAUUACACUAUUUUCGAAACAUUUGCUUUUGAAAGCUCAGGAAAUGUUCUUGCUCAGCUGCAAGAAUUAUUAAAGAAGGACAGGUGGAUAAAGGUAAAUAAAAAUCAGCUGUGAAA